GCGUGACUAUAUGUUACGUACGCAUUUAUGUAUUUUUAUUAUACAAAAAAGUUAAUAUUGUUUGAUAAGUACCUUUCACAUAAACUUAAUUUUGGUAUUAUGACAAUAUUUAUAAUUAAUUACAAUUCAAAUUAAAUUUUGCGUUACUUAGAAAUGUAUAACAAGACGAACUUAGUAAUUGUCAACAACGUUUACCGGGCAUAAAGAUAUUAAAUUAUAUAUCUGUUCAACAUUGAUACUGUAAUGUAAACAAACGUUAUCAGACAUAGCUAUAUAUAUUAAGAAGUUUAGAGAGUGUCGACAAGAAUGUGCAAAAUUACAUUUCCAAGUAAUAAAGUGUGCUAUACAGCAAUAUCAUAGUUGAAGUUUUUGUAUGCGUAGAGUUAAUAACUCACAUUUUCUUUUAAAAAACGUUAACAAGACUAAAGGUUUCUCUAAAGGAUGCAUGGAAUUAUUGAACUAAUUUUGAACAGUGCUUUAUUAUGGAUAUCUUUACAAGUUACUUGGAGUAUCUUGAUAAAUGUUUUUUAUAACUUUUGCAUACCAUGGAUUGUUUGGGGUUCUCUCAUUAUCGCAGUUGGACUAAAAAUAGCCAGGAUUCCACCACCAAAUUUAAACAUUGUGCAAGAAGUGCUUGGUGUAAAUCCUCUUUCAUUGAAAAAAGAUAAUACCAUGUCCAAAGAUCAUGGUAAUGGAGAACAAUAUUGCAUGCGAGUGGUGGCUCAUCGUGGUGGAGGAUAUGAUUUUCCUGAGAACAGCUUAACAGCCUUUCGUAAUAGCAAAGAAAGAGGGUGUACUGCUGUUGAACUUGAUUUAUGUCUUACAAAAGAUAAUGUGCCCAUAAUAUUUCAUGAUUUAACAAUUGAUAGAGUUACUGGAAAAACUGGUAAUGUUAAGGAUAUGACUUGGGAUCAAUUAAAACAAUUAGAUAUUGCUCAUAAUCAUCCACUUAAAGAUAAAUUUAUUGAAGGUGAAAAAAUUCCAUUACUUUGUGAGGCUAUAGAAACAUGUUUAUCAAACGAACAAAGAAUAAUUAUUGAUAUAAAAGAAUCAAGAAUGGAGAUUGUGCAAGUAAUUUUAGAUACAUAUAAAAAGUAUCCAAAGUUGUAUCAAAGAGCAAUUGUAUCCAGUUUUAAUCCUAUUAUUGUAUAUAUGAUUAGAAGAAAGGAGCCUCGAAUUGUAGCAGGUCUUGCAUGGAGACCACAUUAUUUUUCAAGAGUGUCAUAUUCAGGUUCAGAUGGUCCAGGUCCAACAAAAUAUAACAAUCCAUUUAAACAUAUAGCAGUUUGCUUAUUCGACCAUAUUUAUGCAUGGAUGUUCCACUGUUUUAUAUAUUAUAUCGUGGGUGUAUCUACUCUAUUAUUGCAUAAAGAUGUACUGAAUCAGUAUAUUAUAAGAAAAUGGUAUAAUCGUGAUAUUCGUAUAAUGGCAUGGACGGUGAACCUACCAUCAGAGAAAUUACAUUUUUCCCGGCUAUUUAAAGUUACAUAUUUGACAGAUACAUUGUUAGGUGAAAAAGAUAUGUAAUAAUAUAUCAUAUAUUCUAUAUGUCCUAAAUGAGCAUAUUUUAUACUACUGACAUAUUAUCACUACAUUAAAUAAUAAUCUAGUCUAUUCAUCAAAAUGAUGAAUCUUAUUUAUAUC
Bombus impatiens (common eastern bumble bee) is the source of this 1644-nucleotide messenger RNA. Its product is annotated as glycerophosphodiester phosphodiesterase 1. Gene Ontology annotation, molecular function: phosphoric diester hydrolase activity. The transcript is spliced from 6 exons. The coding region runs from base 442 to 1527 and encodes 361 amino acids. NCBI's taxonomy places the organism in Eukaryota, Metazoa, Arthropoda, Insecta, Hymenoptera, Apidae. The record is from RefSeq and is a predicted model, not a curated record. Gene Ontology annotation, biological process: lipid metabolic process.